Messenger RNA from Hyaena hyaena (striped hyena), 2742 nucleotides. It is a transcript of the gene ARFGAP3, whose product is annotated as ADP ribosylation factor GTPase activating protein 3. The transcript is spliced from 16 exons. Gene Ontology annotation, molecular function: GTPase activator activity. Bases 107 to 1681 code for a protein of 524 amino acids. NCBI's taxonomy places the organism in Eukaryota, Metazoa, Chordata, Mammalia, Carnivora, Hyaenidae. Gene Ontology annotation, biological process: COPI coating of Golgi vesicle. The record is from RefSeq and is a predicted model, not a curated record.
CUCAGCCCCGCCCCUCGGCCGCUGUCUAUCUCCGGGAGGCGGCAACCGCCCCUGCUUGGCCCUUCCCGGUUGGCCGGGCCGGCGGCUCCUCGCUUCUGUGGUGACCAUGGGGGACCCCAGCAAGCAGGACAUCCUGACCAUCUUCAAGCGCCUCCGCUCGGUGCCCACCAACAAGGUGUGUUUUGACUGCGGGGCCAAGAACCCCAGCUGGGCAAGUAUCACCUACGGCGUGUUCCUUUGCAUCGACUGCUCGGGGUCACACCGGUCACUGGGGGUCCACUUGAGCUUCAUCAGAUCCACCGAGCUGGAUUCGAACUGGUCUUGGUUUCAGCUGCGGUGCAUGCAGGUUGGAGGAAACGCUAAUGCGUCUUCCUUUUUCCAUCAACAUGGCUGUACCACCAAUGACACCAAUGCCAAGUACAACAGUCGCGCGGCUCAGCUCUAUCGGGAGAGAAUCAAGUCGCUGGCCUCCCAGGCGACACGGAAGCACGGCACUGAUCUGUGGCUUGAUAGCUGUGCGGCUCCGCCUUUGUCCUCUCCACCAAAAGAGGAAGAUUUCUUUGCCUCUCAUGCUUCUCCCGAGGGGAGUGCCCCGGGGUGGACCUCAGCACCACCAGAACCAUCUGCUUUGCCAUCAAGGAAUGUGGAGGCCACUACAGCUAAUAAUGAAGGUGGACCAGAGCAAGGACCAAGUGUGGAAGGUCAAGGGCCAAGUGUGGAAGGCCUUAACGCACCCACAAAGCCUGCUUUAGAAGUGUCCUCUAUCAUAAAAAAGAAACCAAAUCAAGCUAAACGAGGACUUGGGGCCAAAAAAGGAGGCUUGGGAGCCCAGAAACUGACGAAUACGUGCUUUAAUGAAAUUGAGAAACAAGCCCAAGCUGUAGAUAAAAUGAAGGAACAAGAAGACCUUCUGGCCAGGGCGGCACCUAAGGAAGAAUCAAUCGUUUCAUCCCUGCGAUUAGCCUAUAAGGAUCUUGAAAUUCAGAUGAAGAAGAACGAGAAGGCGACCAUGAGUGGCCAAAAAAAGAUAGAGUCAGAGAGACUCGGCAUGGGGUUUGGAAACUGCAGGAGUGGUAUUUCACAUUCCGUGACUUCCGAUAUGCAAACCAUUGAACAAGAGACGCCAAUCAUAGCAAAGUCAAGAAAGAAGUACAGUGAAGACAGUGAGGACUCAUACUUUACUUCCAGCUCCAGGUACUUUGACGAGCCGAUGGAGCUGAGGAGCAGUUCUUUUUCCAGCUGGGAUGACAGCUCAGAUUCCUUCUGGAAAAAAGAAACCAUCAAAGAUACCGACGCUGUCCUGAAAUCCACGGGCUAUUCAGACAGACCUACUGCCCGCCGUAAACCAGACUAUGAGCCAGCUGAGAAUACAGAUGAGGCCCAGAAGAAGUUUGGCAACGUCAAAGCCAUCUCAUCAGAUAUGUACUUUGGAAGACAAGCCCAAGCUGAUUAUGAAACCAGGGCCCGGCUGGAGAGGCUUUCCGCCAGUUCCUCCAUCAGCUCGGCAGACCUGUUUGAUGAGCAGAGGAAGCAGACGGCAGGAAGCUACAACCUCACGAGCGUGCUGCCCACUGCGCCCGACAUGGCCCAGUUUAAGCAGGGAGUGAGAUCCGUUGCCGGAAAGCUCUCGGUCUUUGCUAACGGAGUCAUGACUUCCAUUCAGGAUCGCUACGGUUCCUAACACCGACCCGGUGUCCAGUGUUGCCAGGGGAAGGGCCUCUCGACGCGAACCAGCGAGCACGUCGCAGGCCGCAGUGAAGACCUGGCAGUUCUGCAGAAUGUUCUGCUGCUUUUUCACAUGGUAUAACAUACCCUCCUGAUUUUUAAUGUUUCCCUUGAGAAAUUCUCAUUUUUUAUGUAGUCGAAGCUUUAUCGUAAUUUCUGUUUUGCGCUCCUUCCUGCACACAUCCCUCCUUUUGGCAUAUCCGCGUGUAGCUCGCUUCGCUUCUGCGGGGGCUGGUUCAGCAGCUGGGGGUCUGGAGAAAAGGGCUUCUCCCACCUCUGAGAGCUGAGAGCCUUCAUUCCAGGACGGGGGUCCCAGUGCUGUGUGACCCAGGGCUCCGGGCUCCCUGAAGCAGCCGACGCCCCAGAGGCCCGGAGAACCCAACUCACAGCACGCGUUUCAUUAAAAGGGAGCAAAGAAUAAAAGCGAAAGACCAAAAAUGUCGAAUUUGGCAGAUUGCUUCAUUUCUCCUCCCACAUGUUACGGUGAUUUCGAAAUAAUGUUUAAAGUCGUCUGUCCCUGUGUAUGAUCUGUACAUUCAAAAAUAAUUUACAGCAAGGACUUUUAACAGACCUAAGCUUCUGCAUUGCCAAGGGAAUUAAUCUUCUGACACGGUGUUGCUGUUUGAAUUUAUGGGAGAUGUAAGCUGAGAGACUCUCCCGAGUGUGUUAACAAUCCACAUGGUGGACAGAAUUUCAGAUGCAUAAGGUAAGAAGACAGACCCACGGAUGGAUCAAUAUCUCAGUACUCGGGAGAACGGUAGUUGUAACUGGGUAGUUUUGUUAAUAUUUUUUGUCUUAAUCUUGGUUUUCAAAAAAUUACAGGAUGUGUAUACAUGAAUAAAGAAAACUAAUUUGGCUGUGUUUUAGACAGCGUUAGAAUAUACUGUUCAGCACAGUAAAAUAUAUUUGAAAUCUGAUGAACCAGAAAUGUGGUUUCAACUGAAUAUUUUGUGACUUUUUCGUAAAAGAUCAAAUUUGUAGACCUCUAAAUAUAAUAAACCCUUGCAGCAGAUCGCA